Messenger RNA from Trichomonas vaginalis G3, 987 nucleotides. Its product is annotated as disulfide-isomerase A6 family. The record is from RefSeq and is a predicted model, not a curated record. The transcript has a single exon. The coding region runs from base 1 to 987 and encodes 328 amino acids. NCBI's taxonomy places the organism in Eukaryota, Parabasalia, Trichomonadida, Trichomonadidae.
AUGCUUCUCGCUCUCUUUGCUCUUGCUUGUGCAAAGAAAAUCGAGCAGAUUGAAGAUAUGGAUGGUACAAGAUUCAAACAGACAGUCAUUGCUGGCAGAAAAAUUACAGUAUACGUUGUUUUGAUGUCAAAUCCAGAUCUCGACGGUCAUGCAGCUGCAAACGAAGUACUUGAGGAAGCUUUUAAGAUUGGUAAAGGAUUUUUGAAAUUUGUUUACCUAGAUACAGCUAAAACACCAAGCUAUGCACGUAAAUUAAAGCUUUACGAACCAUCAUUUUGCAUUUAUCGCUCUGGAGGCGUUCUCACACUUCCAGGCAACACAACUGCACGCCAAUUAGUCAACCGCGCAUCCUUUAUGAUUCCAGAUUUCACAUAUAAAAUUACUAACGAAUUAGAUGAGAACUAUACAACAGCAGUAUGCGUAUUGUUCACAGAACGUAAGAUUCCACCUUCUCUUUGGACUGCUAUCUCUUAUGAAUUUCGUGAUAAAGGACAUCUUAUUAAAAUCGGUUUUUCCAACAAUAAGACACUCGCCGCCAGCUUCAACAUCACAGAAUUUCCUAAGAUUAUGAUGCGCAACUCUUCUAAGACAUUAAUUUACGACGGAAUCAACGAAUUCCUUCCUCUUAAAGAUGCAAUCAACAAAUUCAUUCUUAAGCGUUUGACAAACAAAGUAAAGUCUCUCAAUGUAGUUCCUGUUAAGCAAUUCAAGAGAAAAUGCCAGAAUCAAGACACAGUUUGCAUAAUUCACACAGUUGACGAAGUUACGAACGAAUUCUUAGGAUUCCGCAAGAAACAUACUACAUCCCUCCUUGAGUUCAUGUACGGCUCAAAGGGACUCCCUUACGACUGGAUGAAACCAAAUAUGACUUAUGGAAUCAAGUAUUCGGCCGGCCAGUACUUUGAGACUGACAAUGUCGAAAAUCUUGAAUUCAUGGUACCACAAGUUUUAAUCAAUAGAAUGAAAUGGCGCGAAAUUGAAUUAUAA